UCGUAGAUUCCAUUUCAUUCUAAUUAUUUUCGGUUCAGAUACGUUCUCAGGGUUGUGUCUAUUUGCAAAUAACUGUGACCCUUCAUAAAAUCAUCCACAGCAAAAUAAAAGAAAAACCAAAAAAAAAAAAAGUCUCGAGGAAGAAGAAGAUGAUGAAGCAGGGGUUUCUUUCAUGGAGAAAUUGCAGUUACCCCACGCCCUUAUCGUUCCCUUUCUCCACCACUCCCAAUCUCCAUUUUCCCAAAUCCAAACUCCCCCGAAUCACUGCGACGGCGCAAAAUUCAGUGGAAGAGGCGCCGGCGCCGAUGUCGGGCCGAGAGCGACGGCAGAUGCGGAACGAGAGGAGGGAGAGCAAGGCCGGCUAUAAUUGGAGGGAAGACGUGGAGAUGAGGCUAAUUAAAAAGCCGAAGAAACGGUACUCGAAGUGGACGGAAGAGCUCAAUCUGGACUAUCUCGCUUUGCCCGGCCCCCAAUGGUGGGUGGUUAGGGUUUCCAGAGUUUCGGGCCAGGAGACCGCCGAACGGAUGGCCCGCGCCAUGGCCCGAACCUUCCCCGCCAUGGAUUUUAAGGUUUAUAUCCCGUCGAUUCAAAUCAGAAGAAAAUUGAAGAACGGCACCAUCUCUGUGAAGCCAAAGCCAUUGUUCCCUGGAUGUGUGUUUCUGCGGUGUGUGAUGAACAAGGAGUUGCAUGAUUUCAUACGAGAAUGCGACGGUGUCGGAGGAUUUGUUGGAUCCAAGGUCGGGAAUACAAAGCGGCAGAUCAAUAAACCUAGGCCAGUGGACGAAGUAGACAUUGAAGCAAUAUUUAAGCAAGCAAAGGAGGAGCAGGAGAAAGCCGAUCAAGCUUUCAAAGAAGCAUUGCAGCAGGAAGAAGCUUUGGACUCAAUGAAAGCGAAAUUAGAGUCACCUGUGGUUUCGAAAAAAGGAAGUAGAAAAUCUGCAAAGCAUUCCUUGAAGCCUGGUUCAACCAUUCAAGUUGCAUCCGGGGCAUUUGCCGGAAUUUCAGGCACACUUAAAAAGCUUGAUAAGAAAACCGGGCUGGCAACUGUAGAAUUUACGCUGUUUGGGAAGGAAACCUUAGCUGAUAUCGAUGCAAAGGAAAUUAUCGCUGAGGCAAAUUGACAUGCAAGUAAAAAGGAUGUUCUUUGUUGAUAUAUAGCUUUACGGCACAUAGAGAGUUGUCUCAUUUGAUGGUGAGAUUCUACUGAUUUUUCAUUCGGCUAGAAACUGGCAUAUAGUCUUUUGUGGAAAGAUUUUAGAACAGAUCCUACAUAACUUCUGUUGCUCAGAAUCGAUUACAGGCUACAUGUAAAUUAGUGUUCCGGUGAUCCUUUCUAGCUGCCAACCAUUAAUUUCCAUGGAAAAACAUGUCUUGAUCCCAUCAGUGUGGUUCUGUUCUUGUUGUUCUAACGAACCAUUAGGAUGAAGGCACAAUGACUGCAUCAUGUGUUGUAUUUUAUACAUGUAGUGAAAUAGCAGAUCGAUCUGUAUUGAACCUUAAAUUUAUAUACAACAGAAAUAAUAUCAGAUCUUUGCUCUAGAUCA
Andrographis paniculata is the source of this 1544-nucleotide messenger RNA. RefSeq lists its product as uncharacterized. The transcript has 4 exons. The coding region runs from base 150 to 1121 and encodes 323 amino acids. Gene Ontology annotation, biological process: DNA-templated transcription elongation; transcription elongation-coupled chromatin remodeling. The record is from RefSeq and is a predicted model, not a curated record. NCBI's taxonomy places the organism in Eukaryota, Viridiplantae, Streptophyta, Magnoliopsida, Lamiales, Acanthaceae.